Messenger RNA from Silurus meridionalis, 2203 nucleotides. It is a transcript of the gene coq10b, whose product is annotated as coenzyme Q10B. The transcript has 5 exons. Lineage: Eukaryota; Metazoa; Chordata; Actinopteri; Siluriformes; Siluridae. Gene Ontology annotation, biological process: ubiquinone biosynthetic process; cellular respiration. The record is from RefSeq and is a predicted model, not a curated record. Gene Ontology annotation, molecular function: ubiquinone binding. The coding region runs from base 45 to 764 and encodes 239 amino acids. Gene Ontology annotation, cellular component: mitochondrion.
GUGUAGCGCUCGAGCAGGGGGGGAGAAAGUGGAAAAAAAAAAAGAUGGCGAGAGGCUCCCGGUGUUUGCGGAGAGCGGUAGCGGAGUGUAUUAAACAGUUACCUUUCACAGCGACUCGAGAAACACCGGGCAGGAAUGGAGUCAGAUAUCUGUCAUCGUGUGGCAUCCUGAUGACCAGAGUGCCUCCCCUGUUGCGUAUGACUGCGUGUGGCCGUCCUGCACUCUAUCCAACCAGAAGCUUUUUCAAUCUCGCUGAUUCCUUUAACAAGAGGAAAGAGUACUCCGAGAGACGCAUCAUUGGGUAUUCCAUGCAAGAGAUGUAUGAGGUAGUAUCCAAGGUGGAAGACUAUCUUCACUUUGUGCCCUGGUGCAAGCGCUCUGACGUCGUGUUCCGGCGUUCUGGUUUCUGUAAGGCCAAGCUCACAGUGGGCUUUCCUCCAAUGGUGGAGAAUUACACAUCUCUUGUUUCAACAGUGCGCCCCCAUUUGGUGAAGGCAUCAUGUUCAGACGGUAAAUUGUUCAAUCACCUGGAGACGGUGUGGCGAUUUAGUCCUGGCCUACCUGGCUACCCCCGUACGUGCACUCUGGACUUUGCUAUUUCCUUCGAAUUCCGCUCCCUGCUGCAUUCGCAGUUGGCCACGGUCUUUUUCGAUGAAGUAGUCAAGCAGAUGGUAUCAGCGUUCGAACGAAGGGCCUGCAAACUCUACGGUCCCGAGACCCAGAUCCCACGCGAGCUGAUGUUCCAUGAGAUCCACCACACGUAGCGCCUCUCCAUACAUAGAGGCUUCCAGGGCGGGAGGGCAUUAAGGGAAUUCUGGUAAAGGGUGCUUUCGGAGAGGGGACGUUAACAAACACAACUUCACGUGCCUCAGUAUCUGCAGUGCCUGGUCCAAACAAAAAAAAAAAGUUUGAUUUUACAUUUUUAUCCUAAGUUAUUUUUGGGGGCUGGAACAAUUUUUCGGAGGCAUGGCGUUGUAAGGCGAGUUAAAUGCGUAGCUGCAUCACUCCAUCUCUGAUCAUAUUUUAGAACUGCGUUGUGAGCCAUAAUGCGUAAUGGCAGCUGGAAUAUGUGGAAAGUCUGUCAAGAGCUCAGUGAAAAGAUAUUGACCAGUUUUGUAAAAAGGAGAUGGAGAGGGUUGUUUGGCAUGUGUGGGAUUGGGAUUUCAGUAGGAUUGAACCAGGCCUGUUUUUCACAGGGGUCUACGUUUCUUUUUUUUCCCCCGAAUCGUCUUGUAAGCUUUUGGUCUGUGUGUUUAUGUAAUAAAACAAACACACAAAAACAGUAUAAGAAGACCUGGACUUGUCCAGUAUGGGUGGUGUGCAUCAUGCAGCAGCCAUAAUCAGAACCAGUAUUUUUUUUUUCUUUCACAAACUUCCAAGAAGAGAUUGCGCGUGCCCUGUAUAUAAAGGGUACACUGUAAGUACGUGUUGCUGCGCUGGCUGGAUGCAUGCAUUCAGUGUCUUGUAUCUAAGACCAACGGGCAGCAAUACCUUCACACCAGCAACAGUAGGGAUUUCCAUGACAUGUGCUUUGCGAAACCGAACCGAUUACAUACACUUCACGUGCACAGCGAUAACGUUUCCCGCCUGUGCAGUGUGGGGACAUGCUUGCCAAAUCCGGAGGAGGUAUGUGAAGUCGGCACAUGUAUAUAGUUUUAACUGCUGAACGUUCAUCGAUGGGAGCACGAUACGUAUCAUCUUCUGGUGUCUCAAUAAGUGUCCAGAUCAAAGGACGAAAUGUUUUAUUGUAAAUGUGUGCAAUAUGUUUGUAAAGUUUUUUUUUUAACAGAUAGAUCCUUCCGACUUUACUAAACGGGCCCAAACUCAGGGGGCUGAUGGGACAAUACACUUCAUGGCUCUCGUGAGAUUGCUGUAUAGUGAGGUAUCUGCUUAGACCUUCGAGAUUCCGCUCAACCUGCAUGCCCUUUCUGCUUUUGAACCCAGCACAUCACAUAUUUAUCAUUGUCUUCAAAACAUAUAUUCAUAGACAUCGUAUAUUUAUUUUGGAUAUGGGUAAACCACAUGUAUAUAUCUAAUGUAAGACCACAGACUAGUCUACGGUGUAUGAUAUUGUUUUUGUUUCUUGUAGUAAGAUUUAUUUUAGUAGUUUUGAUUGGGGUGUUCAAUGAGCGUGAUGGCGAGUAUGUAUCCUGCCUGCAUGGUUUAUAAACUAUUUUUAUAUUAAAAAAAGAAAUUCAGGCUU